This is a messenger RNA of Plasmodium coatneyi, 3723 nucleotides long. RefSeq lists its product as uncharacterized. The record is from RefSeq and is a predicted model, not a curated record. The coding region runs from base 1 to 3723 and encodes 1240 amino acids. The transcript has a single exon. Lineage: Eukaryota; Apicomplexa; Aconoidasida; Haemosporida; Plasmodiidae.
AUGCGUGUUUGUCUCCUCUUCGCAACACUUGGCGUAUGCGGAGCGGCCACGAGUGCAGCCCUGUCCACGGAACAUCUACAGUACUGCUUGCACAAGGGAAGUCUGUUCAUUAGGCGUUCGCCCCGCAAGUACGAAAAGAAAGUUUCUAAGAAUUGGAAAAGCAACGUCACCAGUUCCUGCGGUGCAGCUGUUGUAAGCAGAUUGGAGUCUCCCAUAGUGGGUGUUCCUGUUGGAGUGACUACCUACUUUGCUGAGCAUGGAGAACACCGUACGGAGGACAACGGGGGAAUGGCCUUCCUCUCCCCGAUCAGCAGCAACCGGAAAAAAGUGAUCCUUUCCCUGAGGAAAGAAAUGACACAACGCCAUUUCAACUGCACCAAAUUGAACAACAUCCUAUGCAUGCAGUUCUUGCCAGAUGUGUCUAACGCCUACUUAAGGUACGUCCUCGAAAAGUUCAGCGCAAAUGAUCUGCCAGUUAAGGAAAACGUUUUAUUUCACCUGACCUUGAGGUACCUACGUGAGCGUACCACCAACCGUGUUGAAGGAAAGACAAGUGAAACAAACCUCCAACUGAUUAACACCAUUGAAGAUAACGCAUACAAAUUUAUUGCCGACCAUGCGAGGGUCAUAAAAAAAUGUGCAAAGAGGAAGAAGCAAAACGAGGUAAACAUUGAACCAUGUAGGACGGAGGAGGAAAGACCAAAACGAACAAACACCUCCCCCUGGCCAUCUCACAACAAAAUUGUCGAUGCUUACUUAAAAAUGAAAAAAAAAUUUAACAUCAUUUUUGUCAGCAUAAAAAGCGAAAAAAAUGUUUACAGAGUUUUUAGAAAAAUAAAAAGAAACAUUUCUUUUUACGAUUUUAUGGAUCGACUAGCCAUUUUGUGUUUUUUCCAUCGACACGCGCAGCAUAGAUUUGUGCUUCACUUUUUCAAAAAAUACAUUUUUAGUCUGAAAAAUGAAAACAAUUUAUUUGUCAUUAAUUUUGUCAACACGUUGGAGGAGAGGAGUCUCCUGAAGAGGUACCUUUUGAUCCCCCAUUUGACCUACCACGCGGUUCUACGCACACCAGCGGGGGGGAGCAAUUGCGGGGACACAUUCAAGUGGAGCUUCCUCCCCGUUAACGCGUGCAACUAUGUGGAAACUUACAUGAAGGAGAGGUUCUUCCUGGGGGGAUCCAGCAGGAGGGGUGCACCCCACGCCGAGGUGACCUUCCUAAUUUACGCAAAUUUGCUAGACUCCCUUACGGAAAAGAGGAAUUACUACUUCCCCGAGCUGUUCCUAAAGCAAUUUUGUCUGUACUACUCAGAAAAGGAAAACAUCCCCCACGAUAAGAAAUGGCACUACUUCCUCAUCACCGUGUCUACACUCAUGAAGGCAUACUACUCGAAGAGGAAGCUCUACGUGAGGGGAAUCCACAGGAUGGGAGAUGAACACGAGGGAGAAAACCAUCCCCUAGUAAACCGCGUUACCAUACACGACGAUGAUAUUUUUAGGGACAAAACGCAUUCCCUGGCAACCUGUGGGGGAAAUCGCCUGAACAGUCAGCUGGUGACUUACCUCCAGGGGGACAUCCACGGGGGGGACACCCUCAAGCAGUACUCCCUUCUUCUCCUUCUUCAGUACACCUUUCUACUUGAGCUAAACCUCGAUCAUGUUAACCUGGUAAAUAGAAACUCCCCCAAUCAUUUUUCCAACUCGUGGGAUAAUAAGGAGUCGUUAGGGAAGAGAAUGACGGAAGAAGGGAGGGCAAUAAAAUCCACAUUUUUGAAAAAAGAAGCAGCCCUACCUGCACAAAGGGAACGCCUCCUUCUAAAAAUAAUUCUCCUGUAUAAGUCGAUUCUAUCAAUCCAGUGUGAACACACAGGUGAGACAAUUCUGUUGUAUAACUACACGUUCGAGGAGUUGACCCGAUUUUUGGAGAAUUAUUUUACUGACUUAGUGGAAAAGUCCUACCAUGGGGGGAGAGAAGUUACAGAGGAGAUGGAAAUGUGCGCCAAGCACAUCCUACCGUUGUGUAGAGUUAACCCGCGUCUUUUCUUCAUGCUUCUGGAAGUACUGAAGGAAAGUAGCAAUGACCAGAUGGGGAAACACCUCUUGUUGGGAAGUCAAUACACGCUAAAGAAUUUGCAGCCAUGGGUAAGGGAAGCCAUCGGGGGGGAGAUCCUCCAAGGUGGUACGAAUGGAGAGGGCAGUCAAAGGAAGACACAACGAGAGCCUUACGACAGGACGACGACCAACAGGGGAGAUCCACCCUUGGCACGCACCAUCGCAGCGUACGACGCAGUGCACAAUAUUUACAAACAAAUAACCAGUUGCUACGAUAAGGCACAUAUAAAGAAGCUGAUGAAAUGCCUACUCCCCCCGCGUAGCGAAACGGAAGGAGACUUCUCCCCCUUGGACAUUUUUAAGAGACCCAUUUUAGUCCUAAAUUUGAAGCAGAUUUUUUUCCUCUUUGUUACUUUGAAUUAUUUCAAUUUGCACGAAGAGAUUAUUCAGCUCUUUCGACACAUUAUGGGCAGCGCAGCAUUUCGGAAAAAUUUCUGCAGGGAUAAAUUGAAAAGGGGAAAUCAUUCCAACGUGAAGAACCAAUGCACUGAUCAGGAGGAACAGGAGAUGUGCCAAAAAAUUCUCUACAUUUACUGCAACGCAUGUUUCUGUGUAGACAGUUCUUUGCGCCUGCCAACCGGGGUGACAUGCUCCAGACAGCUCAUGAAGCACGUCCUCUUCUAUCGUGACCCGCUGCACAUAUUUAACCACCUGAUUAGGAAAUACGAAGGAGGAGCGAUUUCCAGGGGGAACACGGGUGGUACCUCCAACGGGAGCGAAGGAGUAAUGGAGGAGAUUUUACAAAAAAUGGAAAGCAGCAAAUUCUUUCACGAGGAGAGUCUGAGCAAAUUUUUAAGUAGUACCAUUUUUAAGCAAUUUUUAGCAGAAAAAAUAUACACACGCAUAAGUCAAAAGGAGUACACACUAAUUUUUUACUCGUUGAUGAUGCAUCUAUACAAGCACGGAUCGACGUGGAACACCAAUUUGGUUGAGAAUAACCCCGCUGAGCCAUUCCUACAGGACGAAUUCAUAUAUCUGCAUUUUUACCUCGCAUGGCAAUCCUACUUGAAGGUACACAAAAUGAGCAAGGUAAAUUUCCUAAUCGGUGCGAAGACAUUUCUCCUCAUGAAUGACGUCGAAACGUUCCAAAGAUUACUUUGCACAAACGAAAGAAUGGUAACAAAGUAUGGCAUUUUUGUGAACUCCCUUCUGAACAACUACAUCCAUCGUUGUGAUGCCCCAAUGGAUGUGUUAGAGAAUAAUUUAAUCGCUCCUGCUGAUAUGUUCAUUACCUACCAAGGUGAGAUGAUCAUUUUUAACUUAAAUGAGGAGCAAUUUGUGCAGAGGAUACGUCCAUUUGGGGAAUUUAGCAGCCAGUGUAAAGUCACGCUCUUCAUCGAUUAUAGGAAAUUGUUUCCAGACUUAAUCAACUUAAAGUUCCUUCUUACCCUCCCCUUUUUACGAAGUCAAAAGGUGAUAUCAUUUUUUAAGCAAAAUAAAAUAACCGUAUGUGAAAAUUCCUUUUGGGAUAUUACCGACGUGGUCAUAUUUUACGGGAAAUGCCUGAACAAACGGGACAAAAUUUUGGACUUUUUUUCCCAACAGAUGAGUAAUUUUUCCAUCCAAGGGAAUAAACUCGUUAAAGACGCGUUCGUCGUUUCGAGGAGGAGGUGA